This is a messenger RNA of Phaeoacremonium minimum UCRPA7, 1467 nucleotides long. RefSeq names its product putative g2 mitotic-specific cyclin-b protein. Gene Ontology annotation, cellular component: cytoplasm; cyclin-dependent protein kinase holoenzyme complex; centrosome. NCBI's taxonomy places the organism in Eukaryota, Fungi, Ascomycota, Sordariomycetes, Togniniales, Togniniaceae. Bases 1 to 1467 code for a protein of 488 amino acids. The transcript has 2 exons. Gene Ontology annotation, molecular function: cyclin-dependent protein serine/threonine kinase regulator activity. The record is from RefSeq and is a predicted model, not a curated record. Gene Ontology annotation, biological process: regulation of cyclin-dependent protein serine/threonine kinase activity; G2/M transition of mitotic cell cycle.
AUGGGCCCUGGACGUCCCGCCACCAGGCGUCUCGUAACCAACGAGAAUGACGAGAACAGCAACUCGACGCGAAUGAUGACGCGAGCCAAGUCUGCCGCCCUUAAUGGAGACGAGCUCUCUCUGCCAUCAAAACCUCUGCAGUCAAAGAAGUCGACUCUAAAUGCCCAGCCCCAAGCAGGUCGAAAGCGUGCCGCUCUGGGCGAUGUGUCCAAUGUGACCAAGGCCGAUGUCAAUGAUGGCAAGAAGGCAGGCAAGGCCGGUCUAGUCUCCAAAGCUGCACAGCCGUCUGGUAUUCAGAAGAACACUUCGAGGCCUACCACAACGCGAACCGCCCUCUCUACCAAGGAGACCAACAAGAAGGUGGAGAUUAAGCGAUCGGGAGCCGGUGCUAUUGGUGCUGUUCAGAAGAGAAAGGUCACAGCUUCUGCGACAUCGAGUGUCAAGGAGAACACUCCCGCUGAGGAGGGCGAGCCUCUCCGCAAGAAGGCUCAUACGACGGAGUCUGAGAAGCGUGUGAAAGCAGAGGAAGCUGCCAGCAAGUCGGCCACGUCCGUUAAGAACGUGUCUGCUGUCGACCUGCAAGAUGCUCAACCAGUGUACCCCGAGGGCGUGAAGGACCUGGACAGCGAGGAUCUCGAUGAUCCUCUCAUGGUUGCUGAGUACGCGAACGAGAUCUUCGAGUAUCUACGCGAUCUCGAGUGCAACUCCGUUCCUAACCCGCAGUACAUGUCACACCAGGAUGACCUUGAGUGGAAAACUCGUGGUAUCCUCAUCGACUGGCUGAUUGAGGUGCACACGCGUUUCCACCUCCUACCCGAGACACUCUUCUUAGCCAUCAACGUCAUCGACCGCUUCCUAUCCGAGAAGGUCGUCCAGCUUGAUCGUCUACAGCUUGUCGGCAUCACUGCCAUGUUCAUCGCGUCUAAAUAUGAGGAGGUCCUAUCUCCCCAUGUCGCCAACUUCCGUCACGUCGCCGACGACGGCUUCAGCGAAUCUGAGAUCCUCAGCGCUGAACGCUUUAUCCUUACCACCCUCAACUACGACCUCAGCUAUCCCAACCCCAUGAACUUCCUGCGCCGAAUUUCAAAGGCCGACAACUAUGAUAUCCAGUCACGAACUAUCGGAAAAUAUCUUAUGGAGAUAUCUCUUCUCGACCACCGCUUCAUGGCUUACCGCCCCAGUCACGUCGCCGCCGGUGCUAUGUACCUGGCGCGUCUGAUUCUGGAUCGCGGCGAGUGGGACGAGACCUUGUCGUACUAUGCUGGCUACACUGAGGAAGAGAUCGAGCCUGUCUUCCAGCUGAUGGUUGACUAUCUUGCUCGGCCUAUCGUUCACGAGGCAUUCUUCAAGAAGUAUGCUAGCAAGAAGUUCCUGAAGGCUUCCAUCCUAACCCGCCAGUGGGCCAAGAAGAACGCGGUCCACUUUGGUAUCACAGAUACUGAGCUGUCCAUUGACCAGAUUAGCUGA